This is a messenger RNA of Acaulospora colombiana, 1938 nucleotides long. The record is from the annotation of a GenBank genome assembly. Lineage: Eukaryota; Fungi; Glomeromycota; Glomeromycetes; Diversisporales; Acaulosporaceae.
AUGUCUACACUUUUAAGUCAAGUUUUUCAAAAAUGUCACGAAAAAAAGCGUCCAGUGUUCGUUGCCUUUGUGACUGCGGGAUACCCCGACCCCGAAGAGACCGUCGAUAUUCUACUUGGACUUGAAGAGGGUGGUGCCGAUAUAAUCGAAUUUGGUUUUCCUUUCACCGAUCCCUUAGCUGACGGACCGGUCAUACAGGAAUCCAACAAUGUUGCUCUUAAACAUAAUGUUGAUAUUCCACAAUGUUUAUCAUUCGUUUCUCAAGCAAGAGCCCGUGGUCUUAAGGCACCUGUACUGUUUAUGGGCUAUUAUAAUCCGAUCUUAAGUUAUGGGGAGCAAAAGAUAGUGGAGGAAUGUAAAAAAGUUGGAGUCAAUGGUUUUAUUAUAGUUGAUUUGCCACCAGAAGAGUCUGAUGUCUUUAGAGAGAUUUGUGCACGUAAUGGGAUGGGAACAACAGGCUUUCGUUCCGAGGUUAAUCGUGAGCUACCAAGUCUUAUUUCCAGAAUUCGUGAACAUACAAACUUACCUCUAGCUGUUGGAUUUGGAGUCUCGACAAGAGAACAUUUUGAACUUGUCGCAUCAUAUGCUGAAGGUGUUGUAAUUGGCACUAAAAUUAUUCAUGUUCUGAAAGAGGCCGAAAAGGGGAAGCGUGCCGAAUGUGUAAAAGCAUAUGCAUCUCAAGUAUGCGGUUUAUCCGAUAGAGCUAUUACGGAAGAUAACAUUUACAAUGAUCUUAAAAACGGAACUGCGAUUAAGAAUCAACUCACUGAAACAUUCGGUGAAAAUGAUAGUUUGCAUCACGAUAUUUCUUCUCGAUUCGGAGAGUUUGGAGGUCAGUACGUUCCAGAAGCUUUGGCAUUCAUUUCGGCCAAGGAGGACCCAAGUUUUUGGGAAGAAUUUCGUUCAUAUUAUGAUUAUAUGGGUAGGGAGUCGCAACUCCAGUUUGCUGAUAGGUUAACGCAGGACACCGGUGGUGCGAGGAUCUGGUUGAAAAGAGAAGAUUUAAAUCACACAGGUUCACACAAGAUCAAUAAUGCGAUUGGUCAAGCUCUCCUUGCCAAGCGUAUAGGGAAGAAGAGGAUCAUCGCUGAAACCGGUGCUGGUCAACAUGGCGUUGCCACAGCAACCGUUUGCGCAAAAUUUGGGUUGGAGUGCAUAGUUUACAUGGGCAGCGAAGACGUUCGAAGACAAGCAUUAAAUGUAUUUAGGAUGAAGUUAUUGGGCGCCACAGUAAUUCCCGUAGACACUGGUAGCCAAACGUUGAAAGACGCCAUCAAUGAGGCCAUGCGAGACUGGGUAACCAAUGUACGCAAUACACAUUAUAUUGUGGGAUCGGCGAUAGGACCUCAUCCGUUUCCUACGAUCGUACGAGAAUUUCAAUCUGUAAUUGGAAAAGAGGCAAGAAGGCAGAUGUUGCAGAAAGCUGGUAAAUUACCAGAUGCAAUAAUCGCUUGUGUUGGAGGCGGUAGCAACUCUAUUGGAUUGUUUCAUUCGUUUAUUGAUGACAAAGAUGUCAAAAUCAUAGGUGUUGAAGCUGGUGGUGAAGGAACACCGGGGGUGUUACACGGGACCCGUACAUAUUUGCUACAAGAUGAUAAAGGUCAGAUUAAGGCGACGCACAGUAUAAGUGCUGGAUUGGAUUAUCCCGGUGUCGGCCCAGAACAUUCUUGGUUGAAGGACAUUGGUCGAGUUGAAUACUACGCCGUUACCGAUAAGGAGGCUCUGAUUGGCUUUAGAAAGUUGUCCGAGUUGGAAGGUAUCAUACCAGCUCUAGAAACAAGUCACGCCAUUUAUCAAGCAAUUGUGCUUGCUCAAAAAAUGCCCAAGGACAAAGAUAUUUUGAUAUGUGUUAGUGGUCGUGGAGAUAAGGAUGUUUCAACAGUGGCCGAACAUUUACCCAAAUAUGGUCCCCAAAUUGGAUGGGAUCUACGCUUCUAA